AUGUUGAAGUUGUACAAGAAUAAGUUGUUAACGGACACCCAGUUGAGGCGUUUGAGCGAACACAAGUACUCCUGUCAAAGUGUCAGUUUGUUGGACAGUUAUUUGCAAGUUUACUGGAACUGGCUGGUGGCUAAAGUGCCUGUGUGGCUUGCCCCUAACCUCAUUACCAUCCUAGGACUAGUUAUUAACAUUAUAACAUCUUUAAUACUCGUAUGGUUUUCACCAGACGCGAGACAAGAGGCGCCCAGAUGGGCCUGCGCUCUCUGCGCCCUGGGGCUGUUUAUCUACCAAAGUUUGGAUGCCAUAGACGGCAAACAGGCCCGCAGAACGGGCACUGCUAACCCAUUGGGCGAACUAUUCGACCAUGGGUGUGAUUCCAUCUCCACAGUGUUUGUAGCCUUGUCCGCAUGCAUUGCAGUGCAACUGGGGCACUACCCUGGCUGGAUGUUCUUUCAGUGCUUCUGCGCAAUGACCUUGUUCUAUUGCGCACACUGGCAGACCUAUGUGUCAGGCACCCUGCGAUUUGGCAAGGUUGAUGUAACAGAGGCCCAAUUUACCAUCAUGGGUAUCCUGAUGGUGUCGACGAUAUUCGGACCCGGCAUUUGGUCGACCAAGUUUUUUAGCGAUUCUAUCUGUUUAUGGUAUAUUAUACCCACGAGCACAUUUGCGGCGGCAAUUUAUUCACUUUAUUGCAAUUUAGUUGUUAUUUUUACUGGAGGUGUGGGCAAGAACGGAUCCACCGUCGCAGUGUUUGGCGUACUACGCAUGGGUCUUUUGUCCGACACGUGUUUUUUAUUGGGGUUCGCAAACGUUUUUUUCGGUUUUUUGAAAAACAUACAAAAUGGCGGAUGCGGCAAAAACGGUUCUACCAUUGCUGUAAGAAAAACAAAAUGCGCGAUCUAUGUUUUAAUUCUUUUUGUAAUAACGCGGAAUUGGUGGUUAUUUUUGUUUUCAAUGUGAGGUAAUAUGUGGGAAAUUGUUUGUAAUACCUGCUUUAAGGAAUAUUUUUAUUAUAAUACUAUAGGUUUAAAUUUGUUUUAACAAUAAUAUUACGAAUUGCACCUUUUUAUUUAAUAGUAACACAUUAAUAUAUAUAGUUUUUAAAGGUUUAUACUGUAUCUUCUUGUGCAAAACAUUAAAAAAAAUGAACCACAACAAUUAUCAAAAAGUUUUAAAUUUAGGAGAUAGGACAACCACGCCAUAACUUUGACCGAUAAACACCGCAUGUUGUCGAGUUUGUUAAAUAUUGCAAAUAUAUAAAAAAACACAAAUUAAAAUAUUCAGUUGAUUUUUGUUUAUAGCUUAAAUAAUGUAAAUUAAAUUUUGCCAUAUCAAAAAUUGAUCGCUUAAAAUAAACUGCUUUUCAAUAAAAUAAAAUUUACACAAAGGAUGUUUCAAACGGUGCCAAAUCGCAAAAUCUUUUGAAGCAUCGUUCUGUAAAUUUUUGAGGGAUUUUUUUGGAAUUGACAAGUUGGAGUCAUUUUUCUUUUUUGUUUUUGUUUCUUUUUCAAAGAUUACGUCAUGGGAGCUGGAAGUAAAGCUGAUACCGAUCGCUAUAGCGUGUGCCGUUGCCGUACUGCUGGCACAGGCCAACGUCUCGGUGAUAUUCACGGGCGGAGUGGGCAAGAACGGAUCCACGGUCGCUGUAAGAAUGACAUGAGUCGCAAAAACAAAUUAAACAAAAAUAAUAAGAAAUUACCCCAUUUGGAAACUCUGUAAUAUCGAGUUCUAAAUCAAUGUUCGGACCGUUAUUUUUGACGUUUUGAGGUGUAGUUGACAAUCUAGAUUCCAUCUCACUGCUGUUGAUAAUUACUUUGACAAUACAAGCCAAGUUGCGAGCAAUUUCAAGUAGGCACUACUUAGCACUUAUGGCUAUGGCUUCAGGUUCUACUUAGCCAAGUUUAAGGCUUAUUUUAAGGAUCCUAAAUGUUAAAUUAGCCUUAAAGUGUCAUUAUUAGCACUUUUAUUAGGUUUAGGACUUGAUAAGAAGAGUUUUAAGGCAUGUGCCAUUUUUAAAAGUUGGGUCAUAAUGCUUGUUUCACGUUUUAAGGGGAUUUUUGACAAUAUAUAUUGCAUCAAACCAUGUGUUUCUUUGAACUUAUAAACCAGGAAAUUAACAAGUUUAAGUAAGCCUUACUUAGCCCUUGGGGCUAAGUUUAAAGUUCUAUUUUUUUAAAAAAUGUUAUGUAGAUUUUCAAACUAGCCUUAAAAUGUUACUUAAGCAACGCCAAUUAAAAAUGGUUUUUGCUCUAAGUAAGGUGUUGAUUAUUAUUUAAAAUCGUAGCUUUUUAUUACUAUUCUGUGUCGAAUGAUCCUAGCUAUAUCUAUCUGUUUCUAACAGUUUUUACACAUUGAUUGAACACAUUUACAGUACAAAACCGUUUCCUAUUUUUUUUAACAGAAUUGUGAAAAAACGUUGGAAUUUAAAAUUUAAAAAAAUGAUAGGUUCUGACGUUUUUUGAGCUUGUCAA
Molecule: messenger RNA, 2471 nt
Organism: Brassicogethes aeneus
Lineage: Eukaryota; Metazoa; Arthropoda; Insecta; Coleoptera; Nitidulidae
Source: the annotation of a GenBank genome assembly